Molecule: messenger RNA, 3219 nt
Organism: Ooceraea biroi (clonal raider ant)
Lineage: Eukaryota; Metazoa; Arthropoda; Insecta; Hymenoptera; Formicidae
Gene: Exo84
Product: exocyst complex component Exo84
Biological process (GO): exocytosis; Golgi to plasma membrane transport; intracellular protein localization
Cellular component (GO): exocyst
Source: RefSeq, a predicted model, not a curated record
AUUUGUGUUAUGCACAGCGAGCUUUAAAAGAAAAGAGAGAGAAAGAGAGAGAGAGAGAGAGAAAGAAACUUGUGCGGCGUUAUUGGGUAACCUCCUUACCUCGCGCAGAGCCGUUCCAUUUUCGUCAACACCAUAUACCGGAGAUGCCGAUAGGGAGUUGCGCUACCGUAGUGUAAUCAUGUCAAUUUAUUUGUGACCAGUGACGUGAAGCCUUGACAAGCAUGACAAGAGCACGUAUAUAACUUAUAUUAUUAAUAAUAACAAAACAUUUUUUUCUAUAGAGAACGGUGCUUCGCAAUGGCUGAUAACUUGGCGAAGGUUUUCGCAGCCGAGGACUUUAACCCAGAAAAAUUUGUAAAGGAACUUAGCGCACAAUGCGUCGGAGCAGACGAACUGAGGCAGCAGCGCGCCAAGAUACAGGAACUGGCAAACAAUACCUCUGCUCAAUUGAAACGAAACGUCUACCAAAACUAUAUGCAGUUUAUCGAGACCGCCAAGGAAAUUUCGCAUCUGGAGAGCGAGAUGUAUCAAUUAUCUCAGCUCUUAAGCGAACAACGUGCCUUACUGAGCACACUGGGAUCCACGAGGACGGCAGGUGUCGUCUUUGAGGAUUUGUCCGAGUCGCAGCAGGAGAAUUCUGCUAAUUCUGUGUCCAAGGAGGAGGAACAAAAGCAGAAACUUAUUCAGUUAAUCGAAAAUGUGGAAGGCGCUAUGAGCUUAGCGGAAACUCCAGGACGGGUUUGCCUGCACGAAGGCUCUCUACUCGAGUUAGACCCGCUUGAAGGAACGCCAUUAAAGAGAAUUCACGCAUACCUAUUCAGUGACGUCUUGAUGGUCGCGUCUUGGCUGGCAAAUGGUGGUCGGCGCGGUCCACCUAGAUACAAAAUGCAGGCAGUGUACAAUCUGGAGACCCUGGCUAUCGUCAACGUGCGGGAUCACGGCACGGUGAAGCUGGCGUUCAAAUUACUGGCGUUCUCCGAUACGAGGGUGUUUCAGUGUGCUACAGCGACAAGUAAAAAAGAGUGGCUGGAUAAGUGCGAGCAAGCGAAGAGGGCCAAACUGGCAGGGGAGAACUCGACUGACGCGCCGGAUAACGAUAAGCAUCCAAAGGAGGACAAAGUUACACCAUCCCGUUCGAUGUCCUUAGACUCAAAUACACUAGGAAUAGACGAUGACGAUUCGGAGUACCACGAACCACUGCCAGAAUGGGUGCUAGAGGUGGCCGAAGAUCUGGAUUCUUGCAUAGCGCAACGCCACUUCGAGGAGGCGUACAGUUUACUGGAGAAGGCAAAGGCCUAUCUGAAAGACGCUCAUCCAACGCCGCUGCUGACCGAGAUCCAGGCGAAGGUGAACGAGAGAGGUCGCUCGCUGGUGAACGUGCUGACCAAGGAGCUGGAACUGAGCGCGGAAGCGAAAUCGCUGCAGGGGGGCGGUCUGAGGAGCGCGCGACGCGCGGUCAAGCUGUUGAUACAGCUGAACAGGAGCGCGCAAGGCUGCCACUUGUACCUACGGCUGUGCAGCGCGGUGCUGAAGGCGCGACUGAAGAGGAUCAAGCGAGAAGGCACAAUCAUGGCUUACGUGAAGCAGCUCAGCGCUAUUGCCUUCAGCAACAUGGCGGAAAUAGCGAAGGAAUUCCUGAAGACCUUCCCUCAGUCUACAAAUUGCACCUCCGCUCUAGUCGUGUGGUGCAGCCAGGAGGUGAAACACUUGACGUCGCACUUGGCUAAGCAGCUCUUCGUACCACAAGUUGUGCUGAGUACAUUGGUAGAGUGCAUUGUCGCUGUUCGAAGUCACUGCGAUCAGUUGACUCAACUUGGCAUGGACUUUCGUUAUCAGCUGGAUGGGCAACUCAGGUCUCCCUUAGCUAGAGCCAUUCAGGACGCAGGGAAGAACUGUAUCGACACGGCGAAGCUCCACGUGACGGAGGACACUUGGCGGCCUACUAAUCUGAAAACUAGUCAAAAUCUCCAGAAGCUAUUGUCGGAACUCGAUGAUCUCGGUAUAGGCCUGCCGCCGUUGUACGCGACGAACGACUGCUGGAUACCGCUGACGUACAAUACCUUGACCUUCUCCAAAAUUUACGUCAGUCUGUUAGAAGACUGCCUCAGCAUAGCCACGUCUGAACUGAUGUCCACGAUAGACGGUGUGCUGGUGUCCGUGAUGCGGGUCGAGGUUCAACAUCUGGUGGUUUCGCUCACGGACCCAAAGUUGAAGCAGGAGCGGAAAUUGGUACAGAGCAACGCAGCCUACAUACGCGACGUCAUUAUCGCCCGGGGACUGGAGCUGUACAAGUCCGCAACGAAUCAGAAAUUCACCAAGUUGCUCGCUUUGAAGGAGCAGAUUGUAUUCGAGUCGCCGUCGCCAACGAAGCCAAAACCAGCUCCGAGAACUUCAGUUCCUAAAUACUCUACCACGGAGUACCUCUAAUUGAGAAACGAGGUUGGCGUUACGUCGCUCAAUUUAUUAUGGGCAUCGCAGGGGAUGCCCCGUCGCAGGAUCAAAUGCUUACGUCCGCGUGCGCGAGACGAGAUGUACUAUAUUGUAUAUACGAGAAUCAAUCCGAGUCAAUGUGUAACAAUUGUAUGAUAACUAAGUAGAAGUGUGCCCUUUCACUUCUAAUGCAGGUACAUAUAUUAAUACGCAAUGCCAACGUAGAACUGAUCGAUAACUCAUAGCGUUUAAAAAAAAAAACAACAAUGGAUAAGUGAACUCUGAAAUUUAAUAGCUCGGACUAUCACGCAUAAAACUCCGCUGAUGGCGCUGAUGUAAUGCAAUGAUUUACAAUAAGAUAACAUACCUAAUACGAAAAAGUAUUAUUUACAGUUAAUUAAUUAGAUAUGUAGAUAAUUUAUAUACGCCACUCUAUAUAUAUAUAAUUACGUAAUAUCACUAUUUUGUACUCUUGUCGCUGCUAGUUUCGUUAUUCAUCUCCAGUUUCCUCUUCUUGGCGCGUAUGUCGGCCAGAGUUUGUUCUAUGCUUCUUUGGUCCUUCUUGUUUUUGCUAGGAACUGCAAAGGGAAAUUCGAAAUAUUUUGCUCACGGCUUUAAGAUCAUCAGGAUUAAAAACCAUCAAUUAUGAAACAUCUUCAUGAUUUUUACUGCAAAACCAUACGUUAAUAAUUAAUUGUCUGUUGUGUGAGCUUGAAGGAUGUACGUCGCAUUGUUAAUAAUAUGUGUAACAUGACAAUACCUAAUAAAUAUAAUUUUAGUAGUCUCUUA